UACUCCUAACAAAUAUCACAAUAACAUUGCAAGUAAAAUACCAGAGGAACUCUCCAACAAACCGGAUCCAUGGAAAUGUCUACCAGGAUCUGAUAUCGAUGUGCACUAUAUCAUGGUUCCAACUCAUGUCGAAUCAAUAAUAAUGAAUAAUUCAAGAUUAGGAUAUGCAUUUCGCUGGACAAUAUUUAAUACUCUGUCGAUCGUUAACCUUACAUUAAGUAACAAUCAAUUUUACAGUUUCAUUGGUCCUAUAUGUAAUGCGACAAACCUCAAAUAUCUAGACCUUUCUGGUAACCGAUGUUCCUCCCUUACACCAUAUUUUUUCAAUGCCUUACCAUCUUUGGAAACUCUUUUACUACAAAAUAAUCUCUUAGGUCUAUCAAAAACGCUUCACAACAUAAAUGCGAGCUUUGUUUUUGGCACAUUGACUCAACUUCAAUGUUUAAAUUUGUCAACAAAUAAGAUAUCAUCACUUUCUACCGACAUAUUUUGGAAUUUGAAGAGCAUACGGCAAAUAAGUUUAAAAGACAAUUUACUUACUGACUUUCAUGUAAAAUUAGACAAUAUGCCACAUUUGACUUAUUUAGAUUUGUCGGAAAACCAAAUUUUCCAGUUAUCAAAGAACUCCACACUUUGGAUUAGUCAAUCCAUUCGUAGAAGUAAAAGUUUUCAAAUUGAUUUAUCAAACAACCCGAUAAUGUGUUCGUGUUCAUCUCUCAUUUUUCUGAAGUGGCUACAAAAACACCAACUAGCAUUUAAGAAUUUCAACGGAUAUAAGUGUUCUUAUACCAAAACCUUUAAGACAUUAACAGAUGCCGUUAUCUCCCUGGACAAAUCCUGCCCUACAUAUACUACUUUGACUAUUCUUAUAUUGCUUCUGAUAAUAACAUUCUUGAUCUGUCUCAUUAUGAUUAUUAUAUACAGAAACAGAUGGAAAUUGAAAUACUGGUACUAUAUUGCGAAGCGUAAGUAUUUUCAGCAUGACUAUCUGCUAUUAGAAGAGAGACAAAACUAUAAAUUUGAUGCCUUUCUUUCUUACGCUGACGAGGAACGACUUUUUGUUAUUACGGAUGUAAUGAAAAAGCUAGAAGCAAAUGAGAAUUUUCGUCUGUGCAUUCAUGAACGGGAUUUUAUUCCCGGGUGCGAUAUCGCAGACAAUAUCGUCAAUGCUAUCCAUCACAGUCGUAAAGUGAUUUUCAUAGUGACUCCUUCUUUCCUGAAGUCAAAAUGGUGUAUAUACGAAUUAAAUAUGACUUAUAUGGAAUAUCAAGUUUCCAGGCAAGGUGUUGAUUGUAUGAUUAUGGUGAUAAAGGACAACAUAAGAGAACGAGACAUUCCAAGAAACAUGUAUGAAAUCAUGAAGGAUGAGAGCUACUUAAAAUUCCCUGAGAAUGAAGCAGACGACUUGACAUUUUGGGAACGUUUAAUCGAUUCCUUACGAUAGAUGAGGAUAGAUAGAAAAAAAUAGGGUUUGUUAGUACGUGUAAAAAAUACCAAGAGCAUGUGUGUGUGUUAGAGGAUAACAGAGAGAUUACACUGUUUGAAUUAACUUAAACAAUGUUUUCUGGAUGAUGCAUACAAUAUAAAAAAGAAGAUGUGGUACAAUUGCUAACGAGACAAAUGCCCGAAAAAGAACAA
This is a messenger RNA of Mytilus trossulus (common blue mussel), 1638 nucleotides long. RefSeq names its product toll-like receptor 4. Gene Ontology annotation, molecular function: protein binding; transmembrane signaling receptor activity. Lineage: Eukaryota; Metazoa; Mollusca; Bivalvia; Mytilida; Mytilidae. Gene Ontology annotation, cellular component: plasma membrane. The transcript has a single exon. Bases 113 to 1444 code for a protein of 443 amino acids. Gene Ontology annotation, biological process: inflammatory response; toll-like receptor signaling pathway; immune response. The record is from RefSeq and is a predicted model, not a curated record.